This is a messenger RNA of Ornithodoros turicata, 1330 nucleotides long. Its product is annotated as phospholipid scramblase 3-like. The transcript has 8 exons. Lineage: Eukaryota; Metazoa; Arthropoda; Arachnida; Ixodida; Argasidae. Gene Ontology annotation, molecular function: phospholipid scramblase activity. Gene Ontology annotation, cellular component: plasma membrane. The coding region runs from base 198 to 1247 and encodes 349 amino acids. Gene Ontology annotation, biological process: plasma membrane phospholipid scrambling. The record is from RefSeq and is a predicted model, not a curated record.
GCAGCAGAAAGCAGAAGAAGAGUCACGAGCGUAGUUGCGAAGGCCUCACCGGAACGCCACUGCUUAGGACGCAACCCUGCCUAUAGGGUACUCAAGGUGAUUGCAUUUCUGGUUUGGAAUGUCGUUGCUGAAGUUUCUUGGAGCAUCAGUCGGCGCAUCUACUGUAAUCCCAGACACCAGAGCAGUCGUCGCCAAGUAUGGACCACAACAUACCCGACCCAAUUUCUCGAACUGUGGAACCAGUGCAUAACCCGCAAAGUACGACACAUACUAAAGCUGCAUCGACGUCACCGCAUGUCCGACAGCGACAACUGCAGCAUGGUGUCGUUCAGGACCAACACAAACCGAUUCAGGAACAGCCAGUUUCAACGCACCGCAGUCCUGAGCCCAAAUCACCCACCGGGGCAUCAAGGAUUCCACCUCCACUAAAAGAGGAGACUCCAGGAGAUCUGAGCUUUCUGGACGACAGAGAUCAUCUAAUCAUCAACUGUAAGGAACCGCCAAAUGAAGAUGACGACUGGCUCCUUGUGUGCAACAACGAUGGUAGCACGAUCUGUUCCUUCAAACUUGAGCAAAACUGCUGCGAACACCUCUGUUGCCUGGGAAACGCCAGUUGCGCCCUGCAUGGCGUGGAUGUUAAGGGUCGUCCCGUGUUGGAGCUGUACCGGCCGCUUCGAUGCCAGAGCGGAAUCCGAGGAUAUUACUGCUGCGGUUUUUCCAGACAGGAAAUGCAUGUGAAAGAUACCUCUGGUGAAGCCAUCGGGUUUGUGUUCGAGAACGCCACCUGGGGGGCAGUAUCGCUGUCCAUUUGUGACGCAUCGAGGAAACCAUUCCUAAAAGUGGAUGGGCCUUGCUUCGCCCCCGGUACCGCCCGCCAUGUUGCUUUGCAGGCUCCUGCUUAUAACGCAAGUAUUGCAGCAACGCAAAGGUCGUCGCGUGUUCUUAUUCAACUCUCGCAACUCGGGCUGAGAAGCUUAACUGGAGAGAUUGUGGGUUCUAUAAUUCGAGAAGAGAACGAUGCCAUGGACGCCAUCGUCUUGUCAUUUCCACGCAACCUGAGCAGAAAAGAGAAGGCCUGCGUACUCGCCAGUGGCCUGUCACUGUGGUUCAUGAUGUGUACUUUCGGCCACCUCUACAGCUGCUUUCUUUGCGCCCUGUGCCCCAUCUUCUGUGCGUGUUGCAUUGCAUGCCUUUUCCUGCGUUUGCCACAAAGUUGUCUCUACGGACGUUCUUCAAAGCGGAAGUAAUGGAGCGUCGUCGUCGUUACCUGUACCGCGCCGUCACCGACACGCCACCGCUGGUUCAAUAUUAAACAAUUGAUUGAAAUCUA